AUGGUGGUAAUUGCGGCCGUAGCUUUGGCUGUUGUCCUCUUUACCAUAAUCAGCCUUUCCGUUCUGUCCAAUGACGACAUCACCAGCCACAACAGAGAUGUCUCUGUUAGCCACAACAUUCGCCACCUCGAGGCCGAAAGGAGCGAUACCAGUGAUGGGCACUUUAUGUGGCGAGAGUUAUUCCACUCCGAACGGAAUUGCAGCGGCGAAAAGAACGCUGACUUUGCCAUCCAAAUGCGACGUCUGGCUGUACCUGUCGAGGGCGUACCAUUGCAUGUCGUUUGGGAGCAUCAGAGCAGUCUCGAGCAAAUCUUCAAAAUACUGUUCAACACUCUCAGCGAAACCUGUGAUGGACCCAAAAAGCGCAUGGUGCACAACGUAUCGUUAGAGGAGGCCUUUCGGGACAACAGCGCAAACUCGUCCAACCUUGUGGAUACUACGUGGGGCUUCUUGAUGACUUGCGCGGGGUGCUCCAUGGACGAGCCGAUCUUACCUCUUGCAAGUGAUGACAAUGAUCGUGGUCGACGAUUGAACAUGAUGCAGGAUUUCCUGGACAUGUUGAUGGAAACUUUGCGAGGAUUCAUGCCAGCGCCAGUGGCCGCAGCAAACAGUACCUUGAUUCCCACGUAUGCUCCUAUGACGCCGGUUAAUGCCUCAUCGCUUGGUAUUCCUACAAAGGCUCCUACGAAUGCUCCGGGCAUCAAAGGUAUUGGUUUUGCAACCUCUGAUCAACCAAGUAAUGGUACUCACUACAAUGGCACACUAUUGCCAUGGGCUAGCGAGGAAACAUUGUUUCAAACCUCUGCUCCAAGUGUCAUGCCUUCAAUGCUUCCCAGUGGCACAAGCCCAACACCCUCUGUUCUUCAAAAUGUGUCUCAUGGCGGAAAACCAUCAGUUCUUGCCACUGGGAAAGUACCAAGGGCAGGUGUUCCAACAGGUGCACUAGAUUCAACUGCGCCAAGCAUUCUUCCCUCAACUAGCAGAACAAGGAUGCCAUCAGUUCAUGCAAUUGGGAAUGCAUCAAGAUCAGUUGGACCCAGUCUUCUAUCAAUACUGGUACCAGGUAUAAUGCCUUCAUCCAAUCUUGCAGGGGGCACUUUUGGGAACAGUGCAUCCAACAACAGCGACCCUGGUGGCACAUGUGUUUCUAAUCGCAAAGACUACCAAGUCAUGGUUGACCUUCAGAUCCGGUUCCAUCACCAUGAGUAUGUGGCCUGCAACGGAACUGAACAAGAAAUGGCCAUCAGCACAGCAAUUGUAGACACUCUCAACAAUGCAUUUCCCAUUACAGUUCCAGACUGGGAUGGUGAUGUAACCUUUGGGUCAUUCAUGUUUGAUCUUGACCAAGAAGUCAAGAAAGUUCAUCCAACUCCUCAUGUGAGGCAGCGUGGCCUUGCUGACACGAAGUCCGUUCCUCAAGAACAGUGGCUGCAAGGGGGUAAUUGCUCUUCAAGAGAAGGGAUAGAAUGCCCUGUAGAUUUGUGUAGGUGGGGCUGUGUGACAGCCUCUGCCACUGACUGUGGAACCUCUGCUGUGACAAAUUGGGUCAAUCUUGCUGGUAAUAUCAAGGAUCAUUUAGUUGCCUUGGAGUUUAACUGCUUGGGCAAAAAACAUAAGUUUGAAGUGGUGGUUGUGGUUGAUGUCCCCACGGUGGCUGACAGGAGCUGGGCAUCAUGGAGACCCUCACACAAAAAGAAAAUGCCACCUCCAAAUUCAAACGAGAAGCCACCACCAUCCAAAAAAGACAAAUCUCCCAUUUCAGUAGCCCAAACUACUUCUCCCACAAUAGCCAUGGAUCCUACUACCAAUAUUCCCUCAAGUGUAACUUCCAAUGUAACAAUUGGUGGUCUUUCAUUGACCCCAGGCACCGCAAGCCCAACUACUAUAAUGGUGGAUGCUCCUAUUGCAGUGGACAACACUGCAAGCCCUGGAACUCCCAGUGCCAGUCCCACUAUCCAUCCCACAUCUGCACCAUUCACAGUUGCCCCUGCAACCCAGUAUGUGACCUCAGUCACUACAAGCCCAACGAUUGGACUGCCCCCGCCAUCUGCUACCCCAUCAAUUCCUCCUGGAUUUCUGAAUGCCAAUCCCCCUAUCGGUGCCUCCACCAGUUUCCACCCUUCUUCAACUCUUGAAUUUCCCAGUGCCACCCCCACUACUGCAUUUGCCAGCCCCCAGAGUAUGGCAUCAUCUGCUCCCAGGGCCAGCCCGACUAUUCAUCCCACCUCUACGCCAUCCACAGUUUCCCCUGGAACCCAAUCUGUGACCUCAGUCGCUACAAGCCCAACGAUUGGAUUGCCCCCACCAACUGCUAGUCCAUCUGUUGCUUCUGGAUUUCUGAAUGCCAAUCCCACUAUAGGUGCCUCCACCACAUUCACACCCUCUUCAACUCUUAAAUUUCCCAGUGCCAUCCCCACUGCUGCAUCUGCCAGCCCCCAAAGCAUGGCAUCAUCUGCGCCCAGUGCCCUUCUUUCAGUUGUUCCCAGUGCAAUGGAUUCAUCAAUGCCCAGUGCUACCUCCUCAGCUGCAAACAAUGUUGGCUUUUCAGCCAACCCAAGCAUUGUGGGAGUCUCCGAGACAUCUGUCCAAACUACCAGUCCAUCCAUCACUGUCAUCGAAGUAUCAGGGGGGGCUUCCAGUGCUCUUGUGGCAACUGCUGCUGCAGAUACUGAGUCACCUACUGUGCCUGAGAUUGAACUUGCCAGAACAGAAGGCCCUUCCCAUGACCAUACCCCCUUUGAUGGUAUAGAGACUGAGUUUCCCACUGAGUCUAAUCAAAUUGGCUAUGAUGAAAGAGGAACCCAUGGUCCUUCAAAUGACUAUGCUAUGCUUGGUGCUACCUCCACUGAUUCUCCCAGUUUUGGUGCAUUUAGAGUAAAUGCAACUGGGUCUAUUGUGAGGGUUAUUGCCAAUGCAACUGGAUCUUCUGACAGGGAAACCGAAGGGCCUUCUAUCAACUCCGCUGCACCUACAGACUCUGAUGCAGAAACUGUGCUUCCCAAUGAUCAAGCAACAGGGGUCCCUUCCAGCUUCACUGACCUUCCCAGUUAUCAAGCAACCGGGGUUCCUUCCAGCAGCUUCACUGACAUCCUGUCAACAGAAUCACCAUCAGGUGGUGCUGUAAUGUUGGAUGGCAACAUAACUGGAUCUACAAAUGGCACAAGAAGCCACAAAAAACUCCCAAUGAAGCCUUCUAGCAGCCCUACCACUAUUGGGACGACUUCCUCAUCAGCAAUCCAAACAUUGACUCUGACAAGAAAACCAUCAGAAUCUCCAACAAUACCAUCACUUCAUACCACACUUCUACCGACGACUGGGCCAACAACUGUGCUCACAACUUGGCCAACAGCUAUUCCCACGUCUGGUCCAACAACAACACCCACAUCUCAACCAUCCAGGCAACCCACAUUUGAACCUACCGAAGCUACACUGGGGCCAACAAUUGCACCAACAGUUUCACCUACAAUUGGGCCAACAGCAGCUCCAACACCACGACCAUCACUUCUACCGAGUGUGGUUCCUACCAAAGCUACACUUGGGCCAACAAUAGCACCUUCAAUUCCACCUACAAUUGGGCCAACAGCAGCACCAACAUCAGAACCGUCCCUGUUACCUACAGGUAGUGUGGUUCCUACCAAAGCUACGCUUGGUCCAACAACUGGGCCAACAGUUUCACCUACAACUGGGCCAACAGAAGCACCGACUUCAGUUCCAUCAAGCCUGCCCACUGAUACACCAACCAAAGCAACACCAGUGCCAACACUAUUGCCAACUGCAUCUCCAAGUCAUGCACCAUCAAUAACUACAAGCCCGUCUUGCCCUCCAAGCAGUAUGCCAUCAACUACUCCAGAGCCCCGUGCCGUGAAAACGACUCUGGUUCCAACGGAGAACAAGACAGCCGUUCCAACAGUCUCGACAUUGGUUCCAACCAAUGAGGAUUCAUCGCGUUCUACAGUAGGAGCCUCGGCAGAGCCCUCUAUCGUGGAUUUUGUUGGAACCAUGCAGUCGACAAGUGGAUCUGAGAGUCCAAGUCCUACGCUUGCCGUCGCACUAUUACAAGAACAGGAUUCAAACAGUCCAACAGGUGUGUUAACCGAAGCUCCGUCGUUGGGAUUACCAUCCAUGGCUACGACCUUUGGUUCAACACUUGUGCCAAGCGAGUCGAUGAGUCAAGGAACUGAAACUCUAUCGAACGCCCCAAGAAUAGAAGGAAGUGAAAUGCCAACAUCCGGUGAAGCAGUCGCCCCAAGCCUUGUAUCAAGCCGGCCGACCACCGAAGCAGCUACGGGUUCACCUUCAAUCAUGGUGACGACCAUCCCUGGAGAAGCCAGUAUGUUCCCAACGGGGGGCUCAACAACAUCACUGGAAGAGUCGCACACUCCAACCUCAAACGGAGAAUCCGAAAUUCCAGCCACAACGCUUCCAACAGUCACCAUGUUUCCGACAUCGACCCAAACGACGUCAGAAAGGCACACCUUGGAGCCGUCGACGAGUUCAAGCAUCGAGGAAUCAAAUAUUGCUACCGCGGGUUCCACCAUUGAGGAAUCGGACUUUAACGAAGUGUUGUCUAUUCUCCCAUCAAGCACUGCCAUCCCCAGUAAUGGUGAAACUCAGAGUACGAUGGACGCUUCGAUUGCAGAUCCCACCAUGUCGCUGUCGCCAAGUGUCGCCGUGAGCGCUUUGAUCAGUGGUCCACCCUCGUCUGUGUCUCCAUCAACGCGUACUCCGGCCCUAGCAGUUUCAACACCAGCCGUCCCAAAGGUAACAGAGAAACCCGCUGGGAUAGCCACCAUUCGCCCUAGACAGGGCAUUGAUGCAUUCAAACCACCGACUGCGUCUCCAACAACCUCACAGCCCUCAGGUCCACCAACUCCCCACCCUUCGAAGACUCCAACACCGGCCCCAACUGGCCAGCCGUCUAGCUUGCCCAGUAUGUCUCAGUUUCCAAGUGAGCAACCGUCCAUCCAUCCAUCAUUGUUCCCUUCCCGGGAGCCAUCCACCAGACCGACAGCUUCUCCAACCGAACAGCCAUCAAUUCCGCCGUCUCUUUCUCCUUCAGUCGUUCCGACACUGUCCCCCACUGCCCAUCCAACAUCAGCGCCAACCAUGUCACCAACAGAUGCACCAUCCAUCGAUCCCUCUGCCUUGCCAACAAAUUCUCCCACUGCAGUUUCAAACAAUACCAUCACAAACACAACCGAGGUGGCACCAGACAAAACCACCUCCAACACCAUCGUCACUAACACAACUGAAAAAGGAAAGAACAGCACCAGCACCAAAGGAGCUCCCUCUUAG
Molecule: messenger RNA, 5295 nt
Organism: Seminavis robusta
Lineage: Eukaryota; Bacillariophyta; Bacillariophyceae; Naviculales; Naviculaceae
Source: the annotation of a GenBank genome assembly